Messenger RNA from Amyelois transitella, 1292 nucleotides. RefSeq lists its product as uncharacterized. Bases 143 to 502 code for a protein of 119 amino acids. Gene Ontology annotation, biological process: intracellular transport. NCBI's taxonomy places the organism in Eukaryota, Metazoa, Arthropoda, Insecta, Lepidoptera, Pyralidae. The transcript is spliced from 5 exons. Gene Ontology annotation, cellular component: extrinsic component of membrane; transport vesicle; BLOC-1 complex. The record is from RefSeq and is a predicted model, not a curated record.
UGAUGAUUUAGCAUAUUGACGUUGACAUUUACGGUAAAAUAGUGAGAAUAGUUCUUUCUUUUCAGGAUUUGGAAUUUUCAGUGAAUUUCGGAAGUUUCAUAGAACUUUAUUUUACAAUUAUUUACCGAAUAUAAUAUUCGUUAUGGAAAAUUCUCCGAGUAAAGAAGAAACCAAAACAAUUAAGCUACUUGCUAAAGGGAUCAUGGAAAUCUAUGAACCUCCGCUGGCCACAAUUAAUACUCAUUUAAAAGAAUUGACCGAAAAACAAGAGACCGUUCAAUGUAUGAUGACAUCUGAAAGAAGAAAACUAGAAGAUUUACAAAAUGAUGUGAUGCUUGAUGCUUUGUUAGCAGACAUUGCAACAAAUAGGGAAAAGCUAAUGUCCAUCACAAGUUCCAUGAUGGCCAUUCACAAGAAGGUCCAAUCAUUGCAGGCAAGAGCCGCUAUUGUAGAGAAAACAGCGAUACUAAGAGCCAGUCAGAGGCGAAGCUCUUCAAGUUAAUGAUAAACUAUAAUUUAUAUAAAUUCUUACAUGUACUGUGUAGUUCACUUGAGAAUAGAUCCGCUCCAUAUAUUUUCCAUGGAUGUCUUAAAAGCUGACUAAGGGAUAGGUUUAUUAAUGGCGGUAUAUGUUAUAUUUUUAUGUAAAAUGUUUAAUGAAUUAUAUUUUUGGUUAUUGUCUAAGUACAUAUCAAAUUUCGACAUAAUACACUACUAUAAUAUAUAUAUGUAUAUUGUUGCCACAUUCAACUCUGUGGCUUUAUGAUAGAAUCGAGAUUUAAAUAGUGACAGGUUUAUGCACAGGGCCAGUAAAAUGUAACUUUUUGAUCAACAAUAGGAGGAAUACCUUCGGAUCAUUUAUUUUUUCCACUAUAAGUGCGAAUGUAUGUGAGAAAUGAAACAAAAAAUAUAUUUUCCAACAUUUAUUAACUUCGUUACAACUAUUAUCACUAAUAAAUUAUGUUAUUGUUUGUUAUAUAGUGCUUGUGAUAGUUAAAAAAAAAUACUUGUUUAAAAAUUAUUAAGUAAUUUAUAGAAAUUACACUAAGUAAUUGUUAAAAUUGACACCACUAUUACUUAUGGCCACUUCUUUUUUUAUAUAUAUAGAUAAUUAUAUUAUCAAGAAUAUCUAUAGGGUCAAUUAACAUUGAAACAAGUCUCUACGCGACAUUUUUUUUUUCUUAAAAGGCAAAUUCAUAGUUAAUUUACAGUCGCUUUUUUUAAAUGCCGCGUCGCGACCACUCAUUAUAUUAAAUUAAUUAUAGUAAAUUGUGCAUGUAUUCCUCAAAUAA